ACUUGACGUUAACUGUGGAAAGGGGGAAGGGAAACUGAGAUUGGAGGGAGAGAAACUGAGAUAUCCAUGACAACCAGUUUGACAUACCAUGUCAUGAGUGCCCCCUAUUGGUUGGAUCUUGUCAAGGAGAAGGCACACUUCACCAAGACUCACCCCACCUUGGUUUGAGCAUUGUUAUAUUGUGGAUGUGAGGUGCCAACAUUGAGUGUCAAAGCAAUGAAGCAGCUGGGAAAGAGGGAGGCCACCCUAGAUCAGCAGUGUCCAUACCCAGCUCUGCAGCCCCUCUAAUGGGGCAGGAUGCAAAACAACAUGUAUUCAAUGAGAUCUACCUGUUGACUACUCUGGACCGAGAGAGCGAGAGGAAGGAAGGGGACGUUUGACAAGCAGUAUUUGUGGAAAGGGACACAGCAGYCAUGGGGGUCUUCCCAAUACCUCUUCUGACUGCCUCAUUCUGGGGAAAAAGGCUUUAAAGGGUAGAACAGGGAUUACACACUCACACACAGACACACACACUCAUGCCAUGGAAGGGGACAGUGGUGUCACAGCACACACAGAGGGUCUGAAUGGUGUGUUCCAUCAUGAAUGUAAAGAGACAGAGGAGCUAACCAAUGGCCACUCCAACCACAAACCUGUGAUGAAUGGGCUGAUGCCAGGUCAUAGUGUCAAAGAGCACGCCAACGGUAGUUCAGUGCUCAAAUCUGUGCCAAUUUCAGCUCUGAAACAGAAUGGCCUUCUGCAGUCCCUGGCAGCAGGAGGAAAGCAACCCAAGACAGAAAGGGAGAGUGCGGAUGUGGAGCAGGCUAGAGAGGAGUGGGAGGCUCUAGAGAGUAUCCAACCAGUGGUCAGUGAGGAGUCCAGUCCCACCCCUCUCAUCUCCUUUAACGAGGCGCUGCAGCACUUCCAGACUACAGACCUUGGAGAGCUGCUGAAGAAGAUCCAGCCAACCAUUCACAGGACGGGUCUGGCCACUUUCACACACUUCCUGUUCGGCCCGCCGCGACUUCACCGAGAACUACUGGAGGAGAGGGACCUGGUCUUUGCCAUCGCACAGUGUUCUCUGGAUAACAGUCAGGCUGUACACCUGCGUGUUCUACAGACCAUCUAUAAGAGGCUGACAGGCAGUAAGCUGGACUGUCCUCGGUUCGGCACACACUGGGAGAAUGUGGGCUUUCAGGGUACGGACCCAGCCACAGACCUGCGUGGUACAGGUUUCCUGGGGUUGAUGCAUGCCUUGUACCUGGUAAUGGACCCUGAGACGCUGCCUUUAGCCAGAGACAUAUUCAAGCUGUCCCAGCACCCCACACAGAACUUUCCGUUCUGUGUGAUGUCCAUCAACAUGACCCGUAUCGCCCUGCAUGCACUCAGAGAAGAGGCCCUCUCCAAGGAGUGUAACCGUCGUCAGCAGGGUGGGGUGUUGAAUGAGUUCUACGUUGCCACAUUCCUGCACCUCUACCAGCUGUGGAAGAGCCAGCAGAAGACCAUCUCUGACUCCGGCUUCGUCCUGAAAGAAGUGGAGCUGUUUGCCAAAAAGAACCCCAAGCAGAUCCGUCGACUGGACGUCUUCUUGAGGGAGAGGAGGUACCCGGACCCCACGGCCCAGCGACCCUCACCCUGCCUGGGGGGAGAGGGGCCAGGUCUGAGGGAACCAGGGCAAGGAGAUGCACUUCCACUGGAGUGUGUGAGCUACCACUGAACAUGGAGGGAGAGGCCAGGCUCAUCUGACACACAGAGAGUCUGUGAGUACGGAUAGACUAGUCUGAGCUAGAAAGAGAGUGUGUUUGUGUCAGUUGUGUGUGUAGGGACCCCCACAGCUUUGACCCACUCCCUGCGGUCCUUCCCAUUGAUGCUGUAAAACUGCUGUCAGAUCAGUUUGUAACAGAAUACUUGUCGGUGAGGCAUGGGACUGAUGGAUGAAUAAAAGAUGUCAUUAAUAAGAGAGAGAGAGAAUGAAAGGUUAGCGUUUCAAGGACUGUGGGGUGCAGGCUUUGCUCCAGACAAGCAGUAGCGCACCUGAUUCUACUAAUCAUCCAAUCAUAGUUGGUUUAUUGAGGCCAAAUCAGAAGCUGCCAAACCCCAGGGCCUUCUAUGUGACUGCAGCCUAGUAGAGUUCUGGAAGGGUGUAGUGUCAUUGACUGUCUUCUACUGUCAGCAGAACUGUGUGUGCGUGCACUAGGUAUGGAGAAUACGGUGUGUGUUUGCUAUAGGGAGUUAGACAGUGAGGCCUGUGUUUCUGUAGUCAGGUCGAUGUGUCUGGGUUCGGAUGGUUCUUGUCCCAGUGCAGGUUAUAGGCUUGUGUGUGUGUGUGUGGUGUGUGUGUGUGUUGUGUG
Salvelinus sp. IW2-2015 is the source of this 2327-nucleotide messenger RNA. Lineage: Eukaryota; Metazoa; Chordata; Actinopteri; Salmoniformes; Salmonidae. The record is from RefSeq and is a predicted model, not a curated record.